AUGGCCUCGCAGAACACCACCUCAUACACUGCAGUUCCCAGAAGGAAUUCCGAUAGCCGUUUCUCUUUCGAAGACAUCCCAUCCGAAACACCAUCUGGAGGUCAUCAAGCCUAUGGACACCCACCUGCACGGGGAAGCAUCAGCGAAGAAGACGACUCCCAUCCUCACAUGAAUAAACCGACUUCCACAGCACAAGCUAUACCCUUUACCAGCGACCACCAGAGCAAUGAAGAUAUAGUGCAGCCUGUAGAAUGGAAGAUAUCUCUCUACACGCCGAUCUCGAUGGUUGCCCUCUUCAUUUCUGGAGUAGCAGUGGCAAUCGGCCACCACCUAUUCUACUUGCGCUUCGACAGUAGUCCUGUGCGAGGAGCAGAUGAAGACUACACCUCUCAAGUUUGGAUCAUCCGAUACGGAACGGCAUUUGCGUUUGUCACAAAGACACUACUAGCUGGUGCGAUUAUCGUAGCGUACAAGCAACACAUGUGGAUCAACCUCCGGUACAAGGCUAAUUCAGUGUCUACGAUCGAUGCGGUCUUUGCAGCUACUCAUGAUCUUUUAUCUUUUCUUCACCCUUCGUUCUGGACCAGAGCAAAGAUUCCGGCGCUGAUGGCAUUGAUUGCAUGGUGUCUACCCCUCGCUGCCCUCAUUCCGCCUUCCACUCUCACUGUAACCGGCGCUGAGCUUUACGCCGAGCGAUCCACAAAAGUCCCAACUCUCAACCUCAACGACACCGCACUGUACACAAGCGAAGGUAUCGGUGAAGGCACCUCACCCUUACUCCACCGCUUGACCAUUGCCACGGCCACAAGCAUGGAAAUCCUCCCCAUGCGCCGCACCCUCCCCAUCAACGCAACCUACGUCUACUCAUUGGUCGCACCCUCCCUAAAAUGCACCCCCGCAACCGGUGACCAGCUACAGAACUUCAUCCCCAUCCGCAAAGAAUCCAUCCGCCAACUCCUCAUCGUAGCCGGCCAACCCAACUCCUUCGAUGCCGAUAUGCGCUACCUCUCCUUCGCCGCCAACGCCACAGGCGUCAGUCUCACAGGCUCCAGCAACAUAACUACCUACGUAACCAAAUGCGUCGCAGGCGAGAGCUUCGGCGGCUGCGGCACCAACUCCACCACUCCUACCUUCUUCAUGCAAAUGGGCAACGAAACCAUAACCUGCACCACACACAAUACAAAUUUCACCGUGCUCUUUGGCGCCCUUGGCGCCCAAGACACACAGCCUGUCACCUACCUCUCCCACGAGUUUCUGGAACCGCUGAAUACAAGAGUAACGCAAAAAAUGUUCAGAGCCCUCUCCACCAUCCUCAAUGGCUUCUUCGGAACCUACAUCGAAGGCGGCGCAGGUGGCGGCUACUUUUCUGGCAAAACAAUGAUACCCGACACUGCGCUUCUCGAGCUUCUCCAGCAGAACUUCCCCGAGCUGCGCAAUAUCGUGCCACAGGAAGCUUGGAUGUCGCAGCGUACGAAUACAACUCUCGCGGCUAUAGUCGAGGAGUUAUCGCGGAAUCAGACGCUGAGUCUUUUCAGUAACGAGAGACUUUGGGAAACGGACGAGGCGAAGAAGGCGGAAGUGCCGGUUCGGUAUCAGAGUUUGUACAAUAUAUAUGAGUAUGCGCCACGGAAUCUCUGGGUCGCAUAUGGGGCUGCGAUUGCGUGUUCGUUUGCGGCGGUGUUGUUGGGGCUCAGGGCCCUGUGGGUGAAUGGCGUGUGUCAUGAUAGUUCUUUUUCGGCGGUUGUGGCGGCCACGCGGAGUAGGUAUCUGGAUCGGCUUACGAGGGGCCAUUCGCUGGGGUCUACGCCCAUGGGCGAGAAGAUUCUCAGGGCGAGACUGCGGUUUGGGGUUCUAGAGCCAGAGGAUAAGGUUACGGCCAAGGGCAUGUAUAGGGCCGGAUUUGGUACGGAGGAUAGCGUUACGACGUUAAAGAAGGGGCAGGUUGUUUAUUAA
Messenger RNA from Bipolaris sorokiniana ND90Pr, 1953 nucleotides. RefSeq lists its product as uncharacterized. The coding region runs from base 1 to 1953 and encodes 650 amino acids. NCBI's taxonomy places the organism in Eukaryota, Fungi, Ascomycota, Dothideomycetes, Pleosporales, Pleosporaceae. The record is from RefSeq and is a predicted model, not a curated record. The transcript is spliced from 2 exons.